UUCGGCCUACUUGUUGCUAUCGACGAGUACCAGAGCAACGACAUCCGAAACCUCAGAGGCUGCGUCAACGAUGCGAAUGACUUCGCCGACUUCCUCACGGUCACGCUUGGCGUCCCUAGUGGACAGAUCGUUCAGCUCAGUAAUGAACAGGCAACACGUCGAGCCAUCCUCCACACGUUCGAGAGCCAUCUCAUCAAUAAUUCUAACAUCAAGGAAGGCGAUGCGAUAGUGUUCUUCUUUGCUGGCCAUGGUUCCCAGGUCCAAGCACCUGAGGGCUGGAUUUCUCCCAAUAACAAGAUCGAGACGAUUUUACCGUGCGAUGUCCUCACAGUGGACAGCAGCGAGGAGUAUAUCAACGGCAUCCCUGAUCGAACAUUCGGAGGGUUGAUACAACAGUUGGCAGAUACAAAGGGGAACAAUAUU
Molecule: messenger RNA, 423 nt
Organism: Fomitopsis serialis
Lineage: Eukaryota; Fungi; Basidiomycota; Agaricomycetes; Polyporales; Fomitopsidaceae
Exons: 1
Biological process (GO): proteolysis
Molecular function (GO): cysteine-type endopeptidase activity
Source: RefSeq, a predicted model, not a curated record